This is a messenger RNA of Gracilinanus agilis (Agile Gracile Mouse Opossum), 3561 nucleotides long. RefSeq names its product protein tyrosine phosphatase non-receptor type 21 (gene PTPN21). Gene Ontology annotation, molecular function: protein tyrosine phosphatase activity. The transcript has 18 exons. The record is from RefSeq and is a predicted model, not a curated record. Gene Ontology annotation, cellular component: cytoskeleton. Gene Ontology annotation, biological process: protein dephosphorylation. Bases 1 to 3561 code for a protein of 1186 amino acids. NCBI's taxonomy places the organism in Eukaryota, Metazoa, Chordata, Mammalia, Didelphimorphia, Didelphidae.
AUGCCACUUCCAUUUGGGUUGAAACUGAAACGUACUCGUCGAUACACAGUGUCCAGCAAGAGCUGUUUGGUUGCUCGAAUCCAACUGCUAGACAAUGAGUUUGUGGAGUUCACACUGUCUGUGGAGAGCACUGGUCAGGAAAGCCUGGAAGCUGUAGCCCAAAGACUAGAGCUUCGUGAGAUUACUUACUUCAGCCUGUGGUAUUACAACAAGCAAAAUCAGCGCCGAUGGGUAGAUUUGGACAAGCCUUUGAAAAAGCAGUUAGACAAGUAUGCACUGGAACCAACUGUCUAUUUUGGGGUAGUAUAUUAUGUGCCCACGGUUUCCCAACUUCAGCAGGAAAUUACCAGGUAUCAGUAUUAUCUGCAACUGAAGAAAGAUAUAUUGGAAGGAAAUAUUCCUUGCACAUUAGAACAGGCGAUUCAGCUGGCUGGCUUAGCUGUUCAAGCUGAUUUUGGUGACUUUGAUCAGUAUGAAUCCCAGGACUUUCUACAAAGAUUUGCCUUGUUUCCAGUGGGAUGGUUACAAGAUGAAAAAGUAUUGGAAGAAGCAACGCAAAAAGUGGCCUUGCUACACCAAAAAUACAGAGGGCUUACCCCACCUGAUGCUGAAAUGCUAUAUAUGCAAGAGGUAGAGAGGAUGGAUGGUUAUGGGGAAGAGAGCUAUCCUGCUAAGGAUAGCCAGGGAAGUGACAUCUGUAUUGGAGCCUGUCUUGAUGGUAUCUUUGUGAAACACAAAAAUGGAAGACCUCCAGUUAUAUUUAGGUGGCAUGACAUUGCCAAUAUGUCACACAAUAAGUCCUUCUUUGCAUUAGAACUGACAAAUAAAGAGGAAACCAUCCAGUUUCAAACUGAAGACAUGGAAACUGCAAAAUAUGUAUGGAGGCUGUGUGUUGCAAGACACAAAUUUUACAGACUAAACAAAUGCAACUUGCAAACCCAGACUCUUGCAGUGAAUCCAGUCAGGAGGAGGUCUUCAUCAAGGAUGUCUUUGCCUAAGCCACAGGCAUAUGUGAUGCCUCCACCACCUCAGUUACAUUACAAUGGACACUACACAGAGCCAUAUUCUUCUUCCCAAGAUAACCUCUUUGGGAACAACCAGAAUGGGUAUUAUUGCCAUUCUCAGACGAGUCUAGAUAGAGCGCUCGACUACAAUGGAAGAAUCCGCAAUGGAAGCGUCUAUAGUGCCCACAGCACAAACUCUUUAAAUAACCCGCAGCCUUUCUUGCAACCGUCCCCGAUGUCCUCCAACCCAAGCAUCACGGGAAGCGAUGUCAUGAGGCCCGACUACGUCCCGACACACAGGCACAGCACCCUGAUCCCGCCGUCCUACCGCCCCACCCCAGAUUAUGAGACCGUGAUGCGGCAGCUUAACCGCGGAGUGAGCCACGCAGAGCGGCAGAGCCACUCGCUGAGAAACCUCAACAUUGGCAAUUCGUACGCGUAUAGCAGAGCCGACGCUCUGGUCUACAGUCAGCCGGAGAUCAGAGACCGCGCGCAGCUCGCUUCUCCGCAGUCCGCUCACUAUCCCUUCAAUCUAAACUACAGCUUUCACAGCCAGUCUCCCUACCCCUACCCUGCCGAGAGGCGGCCCGUGGUCGGGGCAGUGAGCGUGCCCGAGCUGACCAACGUCCAGCUUCAGGCUCAGGAUUAUCCAGCCCCCAACAUCAUGAAAACGCAGGUUUACAGGCCGCCCCCCCCUUACCCGUAUCCACGCCCUGCCAACAGCACCCCAGACUUGUCCCGACAUCUGUACAUCAGCAGCAGCAAUCCGGAUCUCAUCACCAGGCGGGUCCACCACUCCGUGCAGACGUUCCAAGAAGACAGCCUCCCGGUGGCCCACUCCCUGCAGGAGGUCAGCGAGCCCCUGACGGCGGCCCGGCACGCCCAGCUAAAGAAGAGGAACAGCAUCGAGAUCGCUGGGUUGACCCAUGGUUUCGAAGGCAUCAGACUUAAAGAGAGGACCAUGUCUGCCUCUGCAGCCGACGUGGCCCUGCCCCGGGUCAUAGCAGCCAGCUCUCAGCCCAACGUUUUCCUAGAAAGGACAAAACAGGAAGACAGCGAAGAACAGGAAAAUGUGAGAUACGGUCAUAAGAAGUCUCUUUCAGAUGCAACUAUGCUGAUUCAUAGCAGUGAAGAAGAAGAAGAGGAGGAGGAUUUCGAGGAAGAAAGCAAAGCCCGCGCAGUGCUCUCUCCUCAUCCUGACGAGGCCCCCCAGCAUCCCUCGGGCAUGGGUGGCUUCUCCAAAGAGCCUUUGCUCAGCUAUCCUUAUGGCUCUGUUCCCCCCACGCCCAACCCUUUGCAUAUCCUUGAGCCAAAGUCACAUAUGCUGGAGACCGAGAAGUCAGUCAGGGCCAUCAGUCCAGUUCAUAUAAUAGUUGAAACCCAGCUCCCUAGAAGACAAGGGCUGCUCACUCCAUCGAUGUCGGAGUCCGACCUGACAACGUCAGGACGAUAUAGAGUCAAGAGGGAUUCUCUUAAGAAGAGGCCCGUGUUGGACAUUCUUUCAGGGAAGAAGAAUGUUGUCGAAGGUCUUCCUCCAUUAGGGGGAAUGAAAAAGAAUCGAGCAGAUGCAAAAAAAUGUGGACCUCUUAAACUGGCUGCCUUAAAUGGAUUAUCAUUAUCUAGAAUGCCCUUGCCUGAUGAAGGAAAAGAAGUGCCUACCAGAGCAACCAAUGAUGAAAGGUGUAAAAUUCUGGAACAGCGUUUAGAACAGGGAAUGGUGUUCACAGAAUAUGAACGCAUUCUGAAAAAGCGGCGGUUGGAUGGGGAAUGUGCAAUAGCACGGCUCCCUGACAAUGCAGAGAGAAACAGAUUCCAAGAUGUGCUCCCUUAUGAUGAUACCAGAGUAGAAUUGGUCCCAACCAAAGAAAAUAAUACUGGUUAUAUCAAUGCAUCACAUAUUAAGGUCUCUGUUGGUGGCAUCGAAUGGGAUUAUAUUGCCACUCAAGGACCUUUGCAAAAUACAUGUCAGGAUUUUUGGCAGAUGGUAUGGGAACAAGGGAUUGCUAUCAUAGCAAUGGCAACAGCAGAAGAAGAAGGUGGACGAGAGAAGAGCUUUCGGUAUUGGCCAAGGCUUGGUUCAAGACAUAACACUGUCACCUAUGGAAGAUUUAAGAUCACAACACGAUUCCGCACUGACUCUGGUUGUUAUGCCACAACUGGCUUGAAAAUCAAACAUCUCCUCACUGGGCAAGAAAGAACAAUUUGGCAUCUUCAAUAUACUGACUGGCCCGAGCAUGGUUGUCCAGAGGACUUAAAGGGGUUUUUGUCUUACCUGGAGGAGAUCCAGUCAGUUCGUCGCCACACAAACAGCACAACAGAGCCCAAAAGUCCCAACCCUCCUUUGCUGGUCCACUGCAGUGCUGGUGUAGGAAGAAGUGGAGUGGUCAUUUUGUCGGAAAUCAUGAUCGCCUGUUUGGAGCACAAUGAGAUGCUGGACAUCCCACGAGUGCUUGAUAUGUUGAGGCAUCAAAGGAUGAUGAUGGUGCAGACACUAUGUCAAUAUACUUUUGUCUAUAGAGUUCUCAUUCAGUUCCUGAGAAACUCAAGGCUUAUAUAA